AUUAAUGGUAUACGCGAAAAGUAUGUCUUAGUCACUGGAUGUGACUCUGGCUUUGGCCUUUUACUCACCGAACAACUUGAUAGACUUGGAGUUAAAGUUUUCGCUGCUUGUUUGCUACAAAAAUCUGUCGAUGAAAUUGGUCAGAAAUACUCACAUGCCAUUCCAUUUACAAUGAACGUGACAGAUAGUGAAGAUAUUCGCAAAGGUGUAGCGUUUGUAAAGCAAAAGUUACCGGAAAAUGAAGGAUUAUGGGGUGUAGUCAACAAUGCGGGUGUAGUUGGAUGCGGCUAUGCUGAAUGGUUAACGCGUAAAGAUUAUAUGAAAGUCUUAGAUGUUAAUCUGUUAGGAGUUAUUGAUGUAACUGUACAAUUUCUCCAUCUUAUACAAAAGGCAAAAGGACGUGUUGUCAAUGUAGCAAGCCUCCUAGGCAGGCAUCAUUCGACUUUCCUAUCAUCUUAUGUAGUUUCUAAGUUUGGUGUAUUAGGUUUCUCAGAUUCAUUACGAAUGGAAAUGAGGCCAUUUGGAGUAUCGGUUCAUAACAUUUGCCCAGGCUAUUUUCAAACUGGACUUGUUCAUGGUGCAACAGAUAAUAUGAUUCGUCUUGAAGCUACGUUGGAUAAAGAGCUUCUUUAUCGUUAUGGCAAAGAUCAUGCGAAAGAGCUAAUAGAAGCCUUCAAAGAAGUGUAUACUUUGUCCAAUCCAAAGAUAUCGUUGGUCACCGACGCGAUGGAAGAUGCACUUUUAUCUUUAAAGCCCAAAAAUUAUUACUAUGUUGGCCUGGAUUGCCUCCUUGGGCAUUUGAUAUCGUUCCUUCCAAUCGAUAUUGGCGAUUGGUUAUAUCACAAGAUUCUUCCCUUUCCU
Trichoplax adhaerens is the source of this 861-nucleotide messenger RNA. RefSeq lists its product as uncharacterized. The record is from RefSeq and is a predicted model, not a curated record. The transcript has 2 exons. The annotation marks the transcript as partial. NCBI's taxonomy places the organism in Eukaryota, Metazoa, Placozoa, Uniplacotomia, Trichoplacea, Trichoplacidae. Gene Ontology annotation, molecular function: oxidoreductase activity.